Molecule: messenger RNA, 1019 nt
Organism: Trachemys scripta elegans
Lineage: Eukaryota; Metazoa; Chordata; Testudines; Emydidae
Gene: MTRES1
Product: mitochondrial transcription rescue factor 1
Exons: 4
Coding region: 220-903 (227 amino acids)
Source: RefSeq, a predicted model, not a curated record
GGCCCUCCCCCACUGCCUGCUGGGAGCUGAGCCCGGCGGACGCGGCCCGGCCCCGCACACGCCGAAGGAGGUUGGGCCUGGACGGAGCAGCGAGUUCCCCGGCGCCAGCCCCCAGCAGCGGGCCCCGGCCUGCGACUCCGCCCCGCUCUCCGCGCAGCGCCUCGGCGGCGGGAUUGGGAAGGGGCCGGGCCGCAGCGUCCGGCGGACACAGGGUAUGCUAUGACUGGUUUCAGACUGCCCGUCACCGCCUUUAGAAAACUAAAUGUCUGGCUUGGAGUCUGGGAGAAAUUCCCCUCUAAUAAACUCUGCAUGUCCUGGAGGACAUGUAUAUACUCUAGCCACCAAUCCAGUAUUAUAAACUACAGAAAACACUUCAGCAUUUCUCCUGUGAAACAUGAUGUAUUUUUAAGACUGCCUUCACAAUGUAUUUCAGUGCCUUGUGUACGACUUAAAAGUGACAAAAGUUCUAGAAAGAAAAAACAAACCCUGCAAGAGGAGGAGGAAGAUGAGGAGGAUGAAGAAGAGAGAAGUGAUUCAGAAGAUGAAUUUGAAAAUGACCCCAAUAUAGUGAAAGAUUACAAGGAUCUUGCCAAAGUAGUCCAGUCUUUUCGUUAUGAUAUAAUAAUAAAAUCUGGUCUAGAUAUUGCAAGAAACAAAGUGGAAGAUGCAUUCUAUAAUGGUGAACUCAGGCUGAAUGGAGAAAAAUUGUGGAAGAAAAGCAGAACUGUGAAAGUUGGCGACACACUGGAUCUCAUAGUAGGGGAGGAUAAAGAAACAGAAACUGCUGUAGUUAUGCGAGUUGUCCUAAAAAAAGCAUCAGAAAAGACUGAAAGUGAAAAAUACAAAGUGGUUUUGCGGCGCUGGAAAAGUUUAAAAGUGCCCAAGCAGGAUGUAUUUAAGUGACAAGGAUUUGCAUAUGGCAGCAUGAGACUUCUUGUGGAAAACCAUUUCAUUUGUUGCUAAAUAUGAAUUUUGAUGAAAUAAAAUUCUUGCACCCUUUUUAAGGGCUUGUGAUAGAA